Messenger RNA from Mytilus trossulus (common blue mussel), 619 nucleotides. Its product is annotated as cytochrome b-245 light chain-like. Gene Ontology annotation, molecular function: heme binding. NCBI's taxonomy places the organism in Eukaryota, Metazoa, Mollusca, Bivalvia, Mytilida, Mytilidae. The record is from RefSeq and is a predicted model, not a curated record. The transcript has 6 exons. Bases 74 to 598 code for a protein of 174 amino acids.
UAACUCUUGAAGUAUUAAAUUACUUCCGGGAUUAGAUAUUGAAAGUAGAAAUAAGGAAGUCAAAGUAGGCAAUAUGACUUCUGGAGUGAAGAUGGGACAAAUAGAAUGGGCGAUGUGGGCUAAUGAACAAGCCAUCGUCAGUUCUUCUAUCAUUAUAUUAGGAGGAAUACUUGGAGUGGCUGGAUUUUUUAAAGGAUGGGAAAUUGGAAUUUAUGCCAUUGUAGCUGGUGUACUGGUGUUUGUAUUGGAAUAUCCAAGAGGUAAAAGGUUAAAAGGAAGAACGCAAGAGAGAAUGUUUCAAAAAUACUUUACUAAACUUUUGAGUUGCUGUGGGCCUGUUUCCAGGAAUUACUUUGUUAGAUUUAUUAUGCAUUUAAUACUGUGUAUACCAAUGUGUUUUAUACUAGCUACAAUAAUGGGAGGAAUCUCUUUAUUUACAACAGCCAUGAUUUAUUUAGUGGCAGCUUUUAAAGGAGAAGAAUGGAAACCAGUAGGUUUAGAGGAAAAGACAGAGAGUACAGCUAAACUAGAUGCCAAGUCAUUCCGCCAACCAAAGAUGCCCCCUCCCAGAGCACCUCCUUCAGCCAACCAAAUCUAAUCUCAUGGAUUGAAAGGAUUU